AUGCGCACUAUUUAUGGCUUGGAGACGGUUUGGAACUCAACUUGCGAGAUAUUUCGUUGUCUAUCCACGAUUUCGUUGUUGCGAAAAUGAAUCCAGAUUGAUUUCUACUACAUCUAGACUUUCCAGCCGUCUACUCGACAAACCACGACUACUAGACUUUCACAGUAGAUCCACAAGCACUCUAUCAUCCGGGAGAGCGACACUGGCGUUUCAUGGGGCAACACAGAGCUCACUCAUUACCGGCUUUUUGACUCGACGCGGUGUCGUGAGAUACAGCAAGAACAAAGGCAAGAUGAAGUCUGUCAAGGCCGUUGUGAAGAGAUUCAAGCGGACGGCACACGGCAAACUGAAGCGCUGGCGAGCGAACUGUCAUCACUACUCGCUGAGGAAGAACCGGAAGCAGAGAAAGAAGAACAAGAAGGGAGUGUUCGUGACAGAUCCACAGCUAAAGCUAUUGAACAAGAUGCUAAGCAAUAGAUAGGUAUAGACUAUAAUUGUAUGUACUAAAAUUCUAUAGACUCGUGCCCAGUACAGUGUACAUCAAGCCAAUGACACGUGUGAAACCACAUGGACGCAUGCACACGUGAUAGCUAGCGCGCGUGGUGUAGCAAAUGAAACACGCGACAGCUAGCCCACGCGAUGUAGCCAAAGUCUCGUAACGUGUGCACACGUGACAGCUAGCGCACGUGGAGUAGGAGAACUGGGCACGAGU
This is a messenger RNA of Corticium candelabrum, 712 nucleotides long. Its product is annotated as large ribosomal subunit protein bL35m-like. Gene Ontology annotation, molecular function: structural constituent of ribosome. The transcript is spliced from 2 exons. Gene Ontology annotation, biological process: translation. Gene Ontology annotation, cellular component: mitochondrion; ribosome. The record is from RefSeq and is a predicted model, not a curated record. The coding region runs from base 14 to 481 and encodes 155 amino acids. Lineage: Eukaryota; Metazoa; Porifera; Homoscleromorpha; Homosclerophorida; Plakinidae.